AUGAAUUUUAAAUUCAAAACAGUAAUACACAAUUUAAAAAAUAAAUUCAAACAUGAAUUUGUGUCUGAUAAAAAGAAAUUAUACUCUCAUAAAUUUAUGAAAAAUAAAUAUAAUAUAUAUGAAAAUAAUGGGUUGUUAAAUUAUGGUUGUUCAAUGAAAAAAUAUUUAUUUGGUAAUCGUAAAGAAGAUCAAGAUGAAGAAUUUAAAGGUAUAUAUAAAAAUGAGAAUAUGAAACGUUAUCAAAUAUGGAAUUAUAAUAAUAAAUUAUCACAAAUAGAUACAUAUAAUAAUAUGAUAUCAUCACAAAAAAAAAAUACAUAUAAUAAUUUUAUAUCCUCCACUAAAGAUAAAUAUAAUAAUUAUUAUCAUACUCUCUUUAAUAAUAAUAAUAUCUUUAAUCAAAAGAAAUUUUUUUUUUUUUUUAUGGCUAUCUGUUUGGGUUUAAAUAAAAUUCUGAACACUCAGGAAGAAAAUAAUAAUUCCUUAAAAAAAAAAAAAAAAAAAAAAAAAAAAAUUCUGAACAACCAUUUUUUUGGCUUGUCCAAUCAAACAGCUAGUUGUUGUGGAAUUAUGGCAUAUAUGGGGAAUAGAGAUGCUUCCAAGAUAUUAAUAGAUGGUAUUGAAAUUUUACAAAAUAGAGGAUAUGAUUCAUGUGGAAUGUCAACUAUAAGUAAUAAAAAUGUUUUAAAAACAACGAAGUAUGCAAGUAAUACAACUUGUGAUGCUAUUGAAAAAUUAAAAUCGAAUUACCUGAACAGUCAUAAAAAUGAUCAUAUAGGAAUUGCACAUACACGAUGGGCAACACAUGGAUGUAAAACUGAUGAAAAUGCUCAUCCACAUGUUGAUUAUGGUGAACGUAUAAGUAUAGUUCAUAAUGGUAUAAUUGAAAAUUAUAGAGAAAUUAAAACAUUUUUAUUAAAAAAUAAUAUUCCAUUUAAAUCAAAUACUGAUACAGAGGUAGUAGCUAAUUUGAUAGGAUAUUUCUUAGAUAAAAAACAAUCAUUUCAAGAUGCUGUUUUGUCAGCCAUAACACAAUUAGAAGGUACAUGGAGUUUUUGUAUAAUACAUAAAAAUCAUCCGGAUGAAAUGAUUUUAGCUUCAAAUGGAUCACCUUUACAUAUUGGUUUCAAGGAUGAUGAGAUUUUUAUAGCAUCUGAACAUACAGCUUUAUUUAUGUUUACUAAUGAAUAUAUUUCCUUAAAAAAUGGAGAAAUACUUUCUAUAAGUAAAGAUAAAAUAAAUGAUUUAAAAUCAUUGAAGAAAGUAGAAAGUAUUCCAGAAAUAGCCAUACAAAAAACUCCACAUCCAUAUCCACAUUGGACUAUUAAAGAAAUACAUGAACAGUCAGAUACUUUAUCCAAGUCAUUAAAUAAUGGUGGUAGAUUUAGUAGUGGAGAUCAUUAUGUAAAAUUAGGAGGAUUAGAUCCGUAUAUACAAGAUUUAAAUAAAAUAGAAAAUUUAGUUUUGGUUGGAUGUGGUACGUCUUAUUAUGCAGCAUUAUUUGCUAAAUAUCUUAUGAAUUACUUAAAUUGUUUUAAUACUGUUCAGGUUAUUGAUCCUAUCGAUUUUAAUAUAUCGGUAAUACCAAAAGAAAAAGAAGGAGUUAUAUUCAUAUCACAAAGUGGUGAAACACGAGAUGUUAUAAAAGCCUGUAAAUUAGCAGAAGAUUUAAAUGUAAGGAAAUUGUCAGUUGUUAAUUCUGUUGGAUCAACAAUUGCAAAUAUGACAGGUCGUGGAGUGUAUUUAAAUGCAGGUAGAGAAGUAGGAGUAGCAUCAACAAAAUGUUUUACGUCUGAAGUAUCCGUGUUAACAUUAAUAGCCUUAUGGUUUUUUCAAAAUAAAAAAAAUAAUCAAUCGAGUAAUAAGGCAACAUCCUUAAUUAAUUCUUUACAUAGAUUACCUUUAUAUGCAGGAGUAACAAUUAAAUCAUGUGAAAAUACAUGUAAAACAUUAUCAGAGAAAUUUAAAAAUACCAAAUCUAUGUUAAUUAUAGGAAAUGGUUUAAGUUAUCCUAUAGCACAAGAAGGUGCUUUAAAAAUUAAAGAAUUGGCUUAUAUACAUUGUGAAGGUUUCACUGGAGCUUCUCUUAAACAUGGACCAUAUGCAUUAUUAGGUGGUGAAGACAAUAUCCCUGUAAUUAUGUUAUUAUUUAAUGAUAACACCAAAAAUGCAAUGAUCAAUACAGGAGAACAAAUAAAAUCAAGAGGAGCACAUAUUAUAUGUUUAACAGAUGAUGAAAACUUGGUUAAGCAUUUUGCAGAUGAUAUCAUUUUAAUUCCAAAUAAUGGUAUCUUAACACCUUUACUAGCAGUCAUACCUUUACAAAUGUUGGCAUAUUAUACGAGUGUAAACAAGGGUAUUAAUCCUGACAAACCGAGAUGCUUAGCCAAAACGGUAACCGUGUCGUGA
Plasmodium gaboni is the source of this 2409-nucleotide messenger RNA. RefSeq names its product putative glutamine--fructose-6-phosphate aminotransferase [isomerizing]. NCBI's taxonomy places the organism in Eukaryota, Apicomplexa, Aconoidasida, Haemosporida, Plasmodiidae. Gene Ontology annotation, biological process: carbohydrate derivative biosynthetic process; UDP-N-acetylglucosamine metabolic process; fructose 6-phosphate metabolic process. Gene Ontology annotation, molecular function: carbohydrate derivative binding; L-glutamine:D-fructose-6-phosphate transaminase (isomerizing) activity. The transcript has a single exon. The coding region runs from base 1 to 2409 and encodes 802 amino acids. The record is from RefSeq and is a predicted model, not a curated record.